UCCCUCAUCGCUUCAUCAGCAUCCGCAUCCAAACCCUAGCCGAAAGAAUCUGCCCUCUCUCUCUCUCUCUAUUUCUCUCUCCUCAAUCCGCCAUGGCCAAAAAACGAAAGCUCGUCCAAAACUCCGCUCCAGCGCCUGAAUCCAAGCCUCAACCCGAACCCGAACCCCAAUCUCAACCCGAACCCGAACCGAUCGAGGAAGAACAGCCUCCUACCGAAGCCGAGCCCAUCGCUGAAGAACAAGCAGCAGCAGCUGAGGAGGAGGAGGAGGAAGAAGAAUCAGAGGACGACGACGAAGAAGAAGAAGGCGAGGAGGAGGAGGAGGAAGAGAAACCCCAAACCCUAGAUCAAAACCCUAACCCUAACCCUAACGGGGUUAGCGACGAUCUGGAGGACUCUGACCCCCAAUCCAUACAGAAGAUCCUCGAGCUCUUCCCUAAGGACCAGCUCGUGGACAUGCUCCGUGCACCGCGCCGUGAAGGCACGCGGCUGACUCUACGUCCCAGCAUCGAAUUCCCGACAUCCGCGCCGUCAGCCGAUAAAGUCGACCGGCAAGCUCCAAGGGCUAUGCGUUCAUCCUCUCAAGCGUCGGAAGCGAGGGCCUGCAAGAAUGCUCUGAAGGAGCUCAGAAGAAGAUGCGGAGUCCGGCUGACUUCGUGCCAGCUGGCGUUGCAGCGGGGCCGGUGCGCCAGCCGCCGGCCAGCAGCAGCGCCUGUGUCCGAGUAUACUCAAAGGAAGAUCUUUGUUAGCAAUGUCGCAGCUGAUAUUGAAACGCAGAAACUUUAUGAAUUCUUUGCAAAGUUUGGGGAGAUUGAAGAAGGGCCUCUAGGGCUCGAUAAGGCGACUGGAAAGCCUAGAGGGUUUUGCUUGUUUGUGUAUAAGACGGUCGAGAGUGCAAAAAAGGCUCUAGAGGAGCCACAUAAGAAUUUUGAAGGGCAUAUGCUGCAUUGUCAGAAGGCAAUUGAUGGGCCAAAGAACAAGCAAGGGUUUCAGUUCCAGCACGGGGCCGGUCAGUAUUCAGGCGGUAAUGCUCCAAAGGCAAACUUCUCCGGGGGAGUUGGGAGCCACAUGCCAGCUGGCGGAGGGCAUCUGAUGGCGCCCUCGGCUACUGGGAUGGGAUAUCAGGCUCCUGCAGCUCAGCCUGCGGCAGCAGUGGGAGGGAUUAACCCGGCAGUUAAUCAAGCUCUGACUGCUUUGCUUUUGGGUGGGUUGGGACCGGCUAUGAAUCAGGGAGUGCCUGGGCAAAUGGGAGGUAGUGGAGUUCAAGGUGGGUAUGCGAGUGGGCAGAUGGGGUAUGGAGGGCAACCACAAGGUGGGUACGGGGGAGCACAGAUGGGGCAGGGACGUGGGACCGGGACAUGGGCACAAGGUGGCGGUCCGCCUUACAUGGGGCAUCAUUAGAUCCUAUAUAGGUGGUUUCUACUGGAGUUCCUCGUUCUGCACCAAUGCAAUGCAGUUUUAAUGGUUUUAAUAACUGUAGUCCCUACAAAAGCUAUGAGUUUUUCAGCAAAUGUUCACUGGAACUAUUUUCAUCCUUUUAAACUUUGUAGUAUGUGAUAUUUUCGUCAACUGGAUUUGGUCUCCUCGAAGCCAUUUCUAUGGCUUUGAAUCUAUUGUACAAGUAGUUUUUGGAUUUAAAAUAUGUUGGAUCAUUAAUCUAUUAAUUGCCUGGUUGUUUUUCUA
Asparagus officinalis (garden asparagus) is the source of this 1682-nucleotide messenger RNA. Its product is annotated as UBP1-associated protein 2A-like. Lineage: Eukaryota; Viridiplantae; Streptophyta; Magnoliopsida; Asparagales; Asparagaceae. The record is from RefSeq and is a predicted model, not a curated record. Gene Ontology annotation, molecular function: RNA binding.